Molecule: messenger RNA, 335 nt
Organism: Ilex paraguariensis (yerba mate)
Lineage: Eukaryota; Viridiplantae; Streptophyta; Magnoliopsida; Aquifoliales; Aquifoliaceae
Source: the annotation of a GenBank genome assembly
GCCGAAAAUGUGACAUUAAAAGAGAAUGUCAAAAUAUUAGAAGCUGGAAAUGCAGAAUUAGUAGAUAAAAUAAGUGAGUUGACAGUUCACAACAUCACUCAAAAUUUGCACACCACCAAGCCUAAUGACAGUGCAGAUAUUGGUCAAACGUCAAUGGUCCAAAAGCUGAAGACUAAGGAGAGGAAGAUAAAAAGAUAUGAGGAUUACGAGUAUAGCAAUAAGAAAAGGGACAAGGGACACAUUGAGAAUUCACAUUCAAUUAUCACCCUUGCGGAUGAAGCAGAAAAGAUUAGUGCAACGAAAGAAAAAGAGAAACACGAUAAGGAAAUUGCAAC